Molecule: messenger RNA, 2028 nt
Organism: Aspergillus lentulus
Lineage: Eukaryota; Fungi; Ascomycota; Eurotiomycetes; Eurotiales; Aspergillaceae
Product: putative C6 transcription factor
Biological process (GO): DNA-templated transcription; regulation of DNA-templated transcription
Molecular function (GO): DNA binding; zinc ion binding; DNA-binding transcription factor activity, RNA polymerase II-specific
Source: RefSeq, a predicted model, not a curated record
AUGAAUGAACCAUUCACCCAUAGACCCCAUUCCCAGCGCCGCAGCUGCCUGCUCUGUCGCUCACGGAAGGUCAAAUGUGACCGACAGCAACCGUGUGGGGGUUGCAUUCGAGCUGCUUCCACCUGCAUUUAUCCCAGUGGGACGGGGCGCGCUCCUAAGCGGCCACUGCAGUCCACGAACAACUCGGCGGUGCUGACUAGACUUGACCGGCUGGAGAGCAUCAUUAGACAACUGGAAAGCCAACAAACCCAGCAACAGCCCCUGGACUCAUCCACAGCCUCUCCGCCACCCCAAGGGAACCAGCGGAACGGUCGUCUCGCUAUUGACAGCACCUCCAGUGUCUAUGUGAGCAAUGUGCUCUGGGCUAGUCUGGGCGAUGAGAUUGAAGAGCUGCGGGAUUUGCUACACGAAUCCCCAUCGAAUAACGACGAUGACGACGAAGGGGGUUGGCAGGAAGAAACCGAUGAACAGGAGGAAUCCGUCGGCACGAGGGGGUUGAAUGCCGCCAUUAUGGGCUUCAGGUCGCUCGCUUACUCACUGCGAGACUACCAUCCGUCCAUCUCGCAAUCCGUUGCUCUGUUUGAGAUUUUCCAGGCCAACGUCGCUCCCGUGGUGAAGAUCUUCCACAUGCCGACCCUCACCAAGCUCUUCUGGGACGCGGUCGGGUCGCUUGACACUCUCGAUUGCAACACGGAGGCCCUCCUGUUUGCCAUAUACUAUGCUGCGAUCAUCAGUACUACCGACCAGACCCAGUGCCCUCUUGGCCUACCUCGACCCCACGCCCUUCGUACCUGUCGCUUUGCCGUUGAGCAGGCCCUCGCCCGCGCCGAUCUGCUGAAUACCCAGAACAUGAUCUUACUUCAGGCGGCGGCCUUAUUUCUCUGUGCCCUGCGCAACGAAGAUGACUCCCGAACUGUCUGGUCGCUGACAGCGUUGCUCGUGCAUAUUGCACAGGCUAUGGGUCUCCAUCGCGACGGCGCGGCCUUUGGAUUACGGCCCCUGGAGACCGAACUGCGACGGCGACUGUGGUGGUUCAUCGUCGGCCUCGACCAGCGCUCGUCGGAAUAUCACGGUUACGAACCUAUUGUAUCCGAGUCGUCCUUUGAUACCCGGCUGCCGCUGAAUAUUAAUGAUUCCGAUCUGACCGCGGACAUGGUUCAGCCGCCGGCCGAGCGAGACGGCGCCACAGAGAUGACCCUGAGCCUGAUUGGGUUUGAAUCCAUCCCCAUCGUGCGCAAGGUAAGCUUCAUUCCACCGCACCGUCGUCAGACAAGAACAACCAGCAGUGCAUCAGUUACCGAGUUGUCGUUGCCCGAACGGGAGGCACUGGCCGAGCAGCUCCAGAGCCGCCUUGAGACCCGAUAUCUGGCAUAUUGCGAUCCCUCUGAACCCUUCCUCUUUGUCUCAGCUACCGUGGCGAGGCUUAUCAUCGCCCGCGUAUGGUUGAUGGUGCACUAUCCUCGCAAGCGGGUGGAUAGUAGUAAAGACGUAUCAACAGCCCCGCUGCAGGCGAGUCUACAGGAUAAGAUCUUUCACCUCGCCAUCGAGAUCUUGGAGCUCUCCUGCUCCGUCUUGUGCAAUCCGAGCAUCGCUCACUGGGUCUGGAGAUCCGAUACCUACUCCCAGUGGCACGCAGUUGCCCUCGUCCUGUCCGAGAUCUGUACUCGGCCCCCUUGCCAGGAUUGCGACCGGGCGUGGGCAGCAGUGGAGAUUCUCUAUGACCGCUGGCGUAUGAAGGAGCAUGCGCGCAAGGGUACGUUGUGGAAGCCGAUCGGGCGGUUGAUGGCCAAGGCGCGUUAUGUCCGUGAGAUGCAGUCCGUGGCAGCCUCUGUCGGGGGUUCAUCAUCGGUGGUGGAAGUGAGCCCUAGCCUCCCCCAAACUGCCCAUCAGAACAAUGUCACAACAACGUUGGAUCCCUUGGAUGAUAUCUUCUCUCUGCCACCCUUUAUGGAGAUGAGUCCCAGUUUAGAUGAUCUAUUUCUUGUGGACGAUGACUUUGUCCAGGUAGGUAUGCGGACUGGCUUCUAG